This is a messenger RNA of Nilaparvata lugens (brown planthopper), 1762 nucleotides long. Its product is annotated as THAP domain-containing protein 6. The coding region runs from base 316 to 963 and encodes 215 amino acids. NCBI's taxonomy places the organism in Eukaryota, Metazoa, Arthropoda, Insecta, Hemiptera, Delphacidae. The transcript has 4 exons. The record is from RefSeq and is a predicted model, not a curated record. Gene Ontology annotation, molecular function: sequence-specific DNA binding.
UCAUCAUCAUAAAUAUAAUAUUUAGUCAUAGAAAUCAAUUUAAUUCACAAAAACACACCUAUUCCUGCAGUGGCAGACUGGCUCUUCUUGAAAUCUUGCCUCUCUCUGUCAUGGCUGCCCUUAGUUGGCCGUGUAACACAUUGAGAGCGCUGAAAGCACACCAACAGCCGCUCUUUGGUUUACUAUUUUAGCUCGUUGGUGCAGACUUUCGGCCAUCUUGGUUAGCUCAAAACAUUGCACUGCACGACUGCAGUCAUAGCAUUAAAAAUCUGUUCUAAUGUAUUCAUUUAAUUGAUUUGAAAAAGUAAAGUUUUGAUGAAAAUGGUAACCUGUUGUGCAUUUGGAUGUAAAAACAGAAGUUCAAAGAAGACUCCAGGAGUGACUUUUCACAGCUUACCCAAAGAUGAGAGAAAGAGGUUGGAAUGGAUUAAGGCAAUUCGGAGACAGGGUUGGACACCUUCUCAAUGUUCCAAAAUAUGCUCUGAUCAUUUCACAGAAGAUCAGAUUGAUCGUACAUCACUCUCCUGUGUAAGAAUACGUGAUAAUGAAGUACCAAGGAUAUUUAAAAGUUUUCCGCAAUAUCUUCAGAAGACCAGAAAACCAAGGAAGUCGCCAACUAAAAGAAAUGCAUCUUCUACAUCAAAAAUUUUAUUUUUUGAGGAACUUGUCAUUGAGGAAUUUCCAGAAAUAGACCACCAAUUGGCAGCAUCUGAUACUGUUGUGGAUGUACUGGAGGGGUCAACUGCUACCACAGUGAAGUCAUCAAUAAAAGGAGCAAGUUCUACAAAGGAGGCAUUGAAACGAAAGGUGCAGAAUCUGGAGAAGUUGAAUUCCAAGUAUUUAAAAAAAAUUAAGUUACUUCAGAGGCAAAAUUAUUGGCUAAGAACAAAAAUAAAAUCUGGUUAUACAGUGUUUGACUCUGUUGCAUGCCAGAAAUGCCAGAGUGAUGUCAUUGACAUGUGAUGGACUAAGCACCAACAUAACAAUGCUGACCACUUUGGGUUGCAAGCUUAAUAGUGAGGCAUUGCAGUCCUACUUUCUGCAUCCUGUUACACAGCAAAAAAUGCUGUUUUUUAGACCCAAGUCACAUGGUAAAACUAGUGCGAAAUGUGCUUGGGGAUAAAAAAAUAUAUACUAUCACAAUGAUAACUCCGUUGAUUGGGAUUAUGUAGUAAAGUUGCAUGAGCUGCAAGUGUCUGAAGGGCUUCACCUCGGCAACAAAUUGAGAAGUGCUCAUGUAAAUUAAAUUUUGUGAAGCAAAAAAUGAAGACAAAAUUGGCUUCACAGCUGUUCAGCUAUUCUGUAGCUGAUGCGCUGUUGUUUUGUAAAAAUUCUUUGAAGCUGGCACAAUUCCAAGGGGCAGAGGACACCUGCAUUUUUCGUUUAUUUGAUUUAUUGAACUCUUUCAGUGAAAAUAGUUUUGGACUAAAAAAGGAAAAUUCAAAAAAAGGUUAUCUCUUUCCUGGUGGAAGCCAGAAAGUACAUUAGAAAAUUAGCAUUGAAGGUCAAUAACAAUAAUGUAAAAGUAUUAGCUUCUCCAAGAAAGACUGGCUUUCUUGGAUUUCUGGUGUGUAUUGAAAGCUCUAUUAUGUUGGCAGAAGAAUUAGUUCUGGGUGAAAACCCCAUCCUUGAAAAUUUGCCAAUUUACAAAAUCAGUCAGGAUUACGUAGAGAUGUUCUUCUUCCAAAUAAUGCGAACCAAAUCCGGAGUUAAUAAUAAUCCAACUGCCAGGCAGUUUCAAUCUGCAUACAAAAAAAAAUAA